AUGUUUAUGACGUUUAGUGAUGCAUAUUACAUUAACACUGAUAAUGUGAUCUCGUUAGUCUUUUUAAAGGUAGUCAUAGGCUCCUGGUAUUGCACAUUCAUGGGAAUAAUGAAUUUAUUUGGACUAGAGACUAAGACCUGCUGAAAUGUAACCAGAGUAGAACCUCUUAAUGAAGUUCAAAGCUGUGAAGGAUUGGGAGAUCCUGCUUGCUUUUAUGUUGGUGUAAUCUUUAUUUUAAAUGGACUAAUGAUGGGAUUGUUCUUCACGUAUGGAGCAUACCUGAGUGGGACUCAACUAGGAGGUCUUAUUACAGUACUGUGCUUCUUUUUCAACCAUGGAGAGGCCACCUGUGUGGUCUGGACACCACCUCUCUGUGAAAGUUUUUCCUAUCCAUUCCUUGUACUUCAGAUGUAUAUUUUAACUUUGAUUCUCAGGACCUCGAGCAAUGAUAGAAGACCCUUCGUUGCACUCUGUCUUUCCAAUGUGGCUUUUAUGCUUCCCUGGCAAUUUUUUCAGUUUAUUCUUUUUACACAGAUAGCAUCAUUAUUUCCCAUGUAUGUUGUGGGAUGCAUUAAACCAAGCAAAUUUCGGAAGAUCAUUUAUCUGAACAUGAUUUCAGUUAUCAUUAGUUUCAUUUUGAUGUUUGGAAAUUUAAUGUACUUAUCUUCUUCUUAUUCUUCAUCUUUGUUAAUGACGUGGUGUCUGCAAAAUAUAGCCUUUUUUUUUCCAGGUGCUGUCUUAGCAGGUGCCAUGCCUACAAUGGCAAGUGUCAAGUUGUCUACACUUCAUCCCAUUGUGAAUCAUCCACAUUACGAAGAUGCAGACUUGAGGGCCCGGACAAAAAUAGUUUAUUCUACAUAUAGUCGAAAAUCUGCCAAAGAAGUAAGAGAUAAAUUCUUGGAGUUACAUGUGAAUUAUUAUGUUUUAGAAGAGGCAUGGUGUGUUGUGAGAACUAAGCCUGGUUGCAGUAUGCUUGAAAUCUGGGAUGUGGAAGACCCUUGCAAUGCAGCGAACCCUCCCUUAUGUAGCGUCCUGCUUGAAGAUGCAAGGCCUUACUUCACCACAGUAUUUCAGAAUAGUGUGUACAGAGUAUUGAAGGUUAAUUGAGAAGGAAACUACCCAUCACACUAUGGUACAAUGCCGUGUGUCAAAAACAAUCACCCUUUGGCUUGUUUACAUUAAUAAAAAUCACAAGCUUUAAUAACAGACACUUAAAAAUAAAAUAAAAAUGGAUUGAAAGUU
Messenger RNA from Rhinopithecus roxellana (golden snub-nosed monkey), 1242 nucleotides. RefSeq names its product probable C-mannosyltransferase DPY19L2. Gene Ontology annotation, molecular function: mannosyltransferase activity. NCBI's taxonomy places the organism in Eukaryota, Metazoa, Chordata, Mammalia, Primates, Cercopithecidae. The record is from RefSeq and is a predicted model, not a curated record. Gene Ontology annotation, cellular component: nuclear inner membrane. Gene Ontology annotation, biological process: spermatid development. The transcript is spliced from 12 exons.